Parnassius apollo (apollo) is the source of this 369-nucleotide messenger RNA. The record is from the annotation of a GenBank genome assembly. NCBI's taxonomy places the organism in Eukaryota, Metazoa, Arthropoda, Insecta, Lepidoptera, Papilionidae.
AUGUCUGCUAAAACGUUUGUAUGGUGUUGUGAUUUUAGCAGUAUAAACUCGGCGUUCGAUGAGCUGCGAGUGCACGUGCCUACAUUCCCGUACGAGAAACGGCUCAGCAAAAUUGACACGCUUCGGUUGGCCAUCGCAUACAUCGCCCUGCUAAGGGAGGUCUUAGAUGCUGACUACGAUCCACUUACGUAUGUGGAGAAAUGUCUCCGAGGUGAAAUCAAAGCUGAUCGUGCACACUGGAAUACAAGUGAUCUCACUGCGCGACUAUCUUGGAUAAACUGGGAAAAUCUCGGCGUGAACCCUCAACGCCGAAGUGUCUUGACGUCCCUUGCACUGAGCUCGGAGAAUUUACAGUACACGCACAAUUAA